UUAUCAUCAUCAGCUUACUACAAUGCUUCUCUAAUACUCGCUUAUGCUGGCUCUCUUGGCUCGCACAUUUGUUUUACUAUAAAUAGCUCUAUCUUUUGUAUGGAAUUAGAUAUAAUAGAUAGUGUACGGAUAAUAUAAGAAGCAGAUCUUGAUACACAUAAGAUUCAUAUGUCUCCAACAUAUUCAUCCGUGACACCCAUUCUGACAGAAAUCCAGCUAUGCGACCCUUGAACUUCUCAAAAUCACCGAUCAAUUCCGCUGCGAAUAAUCCUGUGAGAGGUGAGAUGUGGUGAGUACUUGGCAUCGUCUCUAUUGAGACAAUGCGGUCAAGAUGGGAGCGCCAGACCUACUUAUGUUCUAGUCACACAAGGCUCAAUAAAUGUCCUAGUAUGUCCAUUUGUUCGUUCUUUAGUGGUAGAUGAUUGAUAUGUCAUAGAACUUCGCGGAGGUUUUGCCUCACCCGACGUGUAAGAGGGGUGCGGGCGGGGGGAAGGGGGGGAAAUCGUGGAAUAAAUCGCGGGGUGGAAUAUUAACGAUAGGGUGCAACGGCCGCCCCACAGCGCAGGUAGGGUGGAGCAGAUUGGUGGAGCUGGUCGGGCAGAACAAUCAAGUUAUUUACAGCCCCUGGAUGAUGUUGAGUCUUGUUGUCGUUAAACCUUUGAAGAUAGUUACUCCUUUGUUCGUGGUUCUCCUUGCCCCACCAUGGGGCAAGAGUCACAUGCACACCACCUUUUCGCAGCGUUUUUUUGACAGCAGUUUCGAUUUGGAAGCGUAAAAAACAAAUCAUUCGACAUGCGCUUGGAAGAUUGGCUGUUCCGUGAAUAUCCCGCCGAUGCAAAAAUCACACAAUCUUUGCAAUCCGUCAUCACCAGGAAACAUUUGUACAAAAUACUGGCUGCUGGAGUGUGCUGGGGGGAGAGCCCUCGUUCUCGCCGUCUGCCAGGUAGUCUGGCUCUGGGAUUGUGUAUAUUUCGCGGUGUAAUCCAGUUUGACUUAUGAUUACUAAUACCUAGUUUAAUCCUAAAUAUUUCGCUUCUCCCCACCGCUAGAGGAUUCUCGCCUUUCUCUUAAAUUCCUCGUACUCAUUUCGCUUUUUGAUAUAAGUCUUUAUCCCCCUCUAAUGGCCGAUAACAGUUCAUCAGAUUACGAGGCUCUCUACCGCAGAGCGGAAGCGGAACGAAGGCAGGCAGAAGAGCGAGCGGCACGGGAAGCAGAGUUGCGAAGGCAAGCGGAAGAAUUGAGAAGGCAGGCAGAAGAGCGAGAGGCAGAGGAAAAAGUGCGCAGCCAGCCGACAACACUCGGAGAGCUCAUCAAAGGAUGUCAUGAUUCAUUCUCCCGGCCUUUGCAGGUUGGAACGCCAUCCCGCUCCACGAAGGGGAGUAUUCCAUCACCCACUGGGAAAUACUGUCCAACGAGCCUUCGCCUUUGGUCAAGCUGUCCGGUUCAACUGCAAGAAAUUUAUGAUGCAGUUUCCACUUACCUGCAACCAGCUGGAAAAGACGCACCUCGGCUAUUCACAUCUCUUCUUGUGCUAAAUGAACUUGGUCGGCGGUAUUCUAGCCGAAAACUACGAAGUGAAAAGGAUCUGGAACAUUACGAGCGAACCGCUGUGGAAGAUCAUGUCCAUGAUAUCAUAGCCGAGCUAUGCAAAAUACCUGAUGCCCGAGAGAGAUUCCGGCUUGGAGAUGGGAUCCUGUUUGAAAAUCAUGAAAAUAUUCUACAGAAAUCAGAAGAGUCAGAAGUACAGCUGCUUGAUGAGUCCAGCACAAAACAUCCCAAACCAGAUUCAUUCUGUAUUCAUCGGAUCAACGAUUCCACCAAUACUUUGAUUACGACAGUCGAGUAUAAGCCGCCACACAAGCUCUCGGUUGAAAAUCUCCGAGCGGGCCUUCGAUCGAUGAAGCUCUGGGAAGAGAUUGUUCAGUCAGACACGAUCCCCAAGAGUGAUGAGCUGAACAAGGAUGAAAAGCUGAGAUAUAAUGCGGAACAGCUGACUUGCUCAGUUUUGGUUCAGGAGUAUCAUGUCAUGAUCCAAGCUGGACUGGAGUACUCCUACAUAACUAAUGGAUUUGCUAUCGUUCUUCUUCGUGUUCCAUACAGCGACCCUAGUACACUCUAUUACUAUCUCUGUGAACCAAACAUGGAUGUGAUUUCAGAAAAUCCUGGGGUCUUUUAUCAGUCAAAGACAGCUAUUGCCAGAAUAUUAUGUCUCUGUCUGAUGUCCUUUCUCUCGGAUAUCCGUGACCAGAAGUGGCGGAAUGCUGCAAGAUCCCAGCUCCAUAUAUGGAAGACAAGUUUUGACUUUACACCAUCGCAAAUCCCCGAUGACGAGCUGCAACAAACUCCUCCAGGAUCGGAAUAUGCAAGCUCGGAAUAUAUGCCCUCUGAACAUCUGCAAUCAUCUCCAUUACAGCCCGGCCAUCGACUUUCUACCCGAUCUCAAACCACCUGUGCACCAAUAGAUACCUCUCCUUUGGGUGAUCAUAUGGAUUCUUCUGACUCCGACUCUAACCAAGCAGCGCACGGUCGGAAGCGGGGCUUCAGCCAAGUGAUGUCCUCCCCACCCAGCCAGCAUUCAUCGGCGCGCCCAGCAGAUCCUAGGCCAUCGAGCGGCCAAAGCCAACACACGGCACGUUACUGUACGCAGCGAUGCUUAUUGAGUUUGCAACAAGAAGGUGAAUUGGAUCAUCAAUGCCCUAAUGUUUCUCUCCACCGGCGAGGCCAGAAUGAUGAUCGACAUUGUAUCAAUGCAAGGAAGCUUGUGCAAAUACUGAAUGAACAGCUCAAUCAUGACCUUGAUCAUAACUGCACACCAUUUGGGACUUGUGGAUUGUAUGGUGCACCCUUCAAGAUCACUUGUGCUGCAUAUGGCUACACUCUUGUUGGAAAGGGAACAACAGCCGGGCUAUGGAAAGUUGUCUCACGUGAAGCAGAAAUAUACCGGGUUCUUCAGAAAGCACAGGGUUCUGCUGUCCCUGUAUUUCUGGGGACGAUUGAUUUGAAAUUGUUCCUUUUCCUCCAUGGUGCUGGGGACAUCCGCCAUAUGCUUCUCAUGGGUUGGGCGGGGGAGAGUAUAGAGAACGUCAAAGACAAGGAAAUGCUAAGUCGUGAGAUUUCCAGGUCGAAGAAGGAAAUCCGCAUGCUGGGAGUGGUACAUAAAGACCUGCGGUCUGCCAACAUGUUAUGGAAUGAUGAGCUGCGCCGGGUCCUGAUCAUAGACUUUCACCGGUCCGACAUAGACAGGCGUCUGAUGAAAAAGCGGGUUGGAUCCCUGAAAAGGCCACUUCAUCAGGUGGGCAUGUCGAAACGACCCUGUAAUAACAAUGGCUUGACUGGGCGUAUCUCUACGACAAGAGGGUCAGACGUCCAGAGUAGCGUCUGAGCAGAGUUGGAAACAGGCCCUUGAGAAACAGCCUGAAGGUGCUGUUGCCUUCUUGUCGACUUGUUCUUCCUUUUGCCUGUGGAUUGAACUGUUCAAAUAUAUUUUAUUUCACCAGUCAAUUUCGUAUAUUUUAAUUUUACAUCUAAGAAUGAACUACACAGCUGGAAAGAUCCGAAUUUUAGGUCUAGAAGAUAUAUGUAUGAUAACCCAGUAACAGCAGCUCGUACCAUCAACCAGUAAUAACAAUUGGGUUUCAGCAAAAGUCACUUUGUCUUCCGCGUCGGAUUUUUAUCUCACGGACAGCCAAGGCAAGGAACCAACAAUCUCAAUAACUCGAUGUCGAUUCCCAUUCAUUUCAUUCAAUUAUACUCAUUCUCGACGUACCUUGGUGAAUAGUCAGCAAUAAUGCUUGCCGACACUCAAAUGCUACGUGCUACAUCCCGAUUUCCUUUCACAGAGGCCCGUAGAUCAGCAUCAUAUUGUUCUUUACUCUGUGUUUCUAUUGACUCGAGUAUCGUGGACAUUUGCCCAAGUAUUUCAAUGAUUUUGAG
Molecule: messenger RNA, 3933 nt
Organism: Blastomyces gilchristii SLH14081
Lineage: Eukaryota; Fungi; Ascomycota; Eurotiomycetes; Onygenales; Ajellomycetaceae
Exons: 3
Coding region: 1121-3382 (753 amino acids)
Source: RefSeq, a predicted model, not a curated record